GGAGGGGAAAACAAUUUAUCUGUGUUUUGAUAUCGAUGACAGGGAUUUUUUUUUUAUCGGAAUAACGGUGUCGUCGAGCAGCCGAUGCAUUAAUUAGAGCUUUAGGGGGGAACAUGCCUCGCAGGUUCUAGGCUUCAGGUAGAGCGCGGUCUGACAGCUCCGGCGCAAAAAAACAGCCCCGAAAACCCCCCCAACUUGCUCUUUCUCUUGCAGCUCUAUCCGCACAUUUGGUUUCUUUCAAACCUCCGGAUGACAUGAUGCUGCAGCUGAUUCACCACCAGGCUUCGAGAAAGGGGCUGAUGCUAUAGCUGUUACUGUGGAUGGUACAAACCUAAAGACCAAGUAGCUGCAGGAUGAAAACAUGGCUUUACCCCUUAUUGCACCGCCAGGACCUAAUAGCUACAAGAAGUUUACUGUGGAAUCUUUGGCAAUCAUUGAGCAGCGCAUCGCUGAGGAGAAAAACAAGAAGCCACCCAAGCAGGACAGCAGCUACCGUGACGACGAUGACGAGAACAAGCCAAGGCCCAACACCGACCUGGAGGCUGGGAGGAGCCUGCCCUACAUCUACGGGGACAUCCCUAAAGGAAUGGUGGCUAUACCAUUGGAGGACCUGGACCCAUUCUACCUGAACUCUCAAAAAACAUUUAUAGUGCUAAAUAGAGGGAAGACAAUCUUCCGUUUUAGUGCCACACCUGCCUUGUACUUCAUACAACCUUUAAAUCCGGUUAGGCGAGUAGCUAUUAAAAUUUUGAUACAUUCUCUUUUCAGCAUGAUCAUAAUGUGUACUAUUUUGACCAACUGUAUAUUCAUGACCUUUAGUGAUCCUCCCGAGUGGUCAAAACAAGUAGAGUACACAUUCACAGGAAUUUAUACAUUUGAGUCGCUUGUAAAAAUCACAGCACGAGGGUUCUGUAUAGACGGCUUUACAUUCCUCAGAGAUCCAUGGAACUGGCUGGAUUUCAUGGUCAUUUCGAUGGCAUAUAUAACAGAGUUUGUGGACCUGGGCAAUGUAUCUGCGCUGAGAACAUUCAGAGUUCUCCGAGCAUUGAAAACUAUCUCUGUCAUUCCAGGACUGAAGACCAUCGUCGGCGCCCUCAUCCAGUCCGUGAAGAAGCUCUCGGAUGUGAUGAUCCUGACCGUCUUCUGCCUGAGCGUCUUCGCCCUCAUCGGCCUCCAGCUCUUCAUGGGCAACUUGCGGCACAAGUGUGUGGUCUGGCCGAUCAACAUCACCGAGAACUACAUGUCCGGCAGCGGCAAGGGCUUCGACUGGAAAGAGUACAUCAUGAACGACACCAACUUCUACUUCAUCCCUGGCCAGUUAGACGCUCUUCUCUGUGGGAACAGCUCUGACUCUGGCCGCUGCCCGGAGGGAUUCACAUGCAUGAAAGCUGGGAGGAAUCCGAAUUAUGGCUACACCAGCUUUGACAGCUUCGGCUGGGCCUUCCUGGCUCUCUUCCGACUCAUGACACAGGACUUCUGGGAAAACCUCUACAUGCUGACCCUGAGGGCGGCGGGUAAGACCUACAUGAUCUUCUUUGUGCUGGUGAUCUUUGUGGGAUCUUUCUACUUGGUGAAUCUCAUCCUGGCUGUGGUGGCCAUGGCUUAUGAAGAGCAGAACCAGGCCACCAUGGAGGAGGCCAUUCGUAAGGAUGAGGAAUUCAAGGCCAUGCUGGAUCAGCUCAAGAGACAGCAGGAGGACGCCCAGACUGCUGCCAUGGCAACCUCUGCAGGCACAGUGUCAGAGGAUGCGGUGGAGGAUGACGGAGGGGGGCAUCUCUCGUGCAGCUCCUCUGAGAUGUCGAAACUCAGCUCCAAGAGCGCCAAAGAGCGUCGCAACCGUAAGAAGAAAUGGCGGCAGAAAGAGCAGGACAAGGAGAAAUGCGACAGCGAGAAGUUUGUCAAGUCAGAGUCAGACGACGGCAGCAAGAGGAGCCGCUUCCGUUUCCCUGAUAACCGGCUGGGUCGAAAGUCUUCCAUUAUGAACCAGUCCCUACUCAGCAUACCCGGCUCGCCUUUCCUGUCCCGCCACAACAGUAAGAGCAGCAUCUUCAGUUUCAAGGGCCGCAACAAGGACGUGGGUUCAGAGAACGAGUUCGCCGACGAUGAGCACAGCACGGUGGAGGAGUGCGAGGACCGCCGGGGCUCCCUGUUCAGCCCGUACCGGCGGAACAGCUACAGCGGCUUCCACGGAAAGAGGAACAGCACGGUGGAUUGCAAUGGCGUGGUGUCGCUCAUCGGCCCUGGGCCCGGUGGACGCCUUCUGCCUGAGCCGACUACUGAGGUUGAGGUGAAGAAGAAGCUGUCGGGCUCCCUGAUGGUGUCUGUGGACCAGCUCAAUACCUCCUUUGGGCGAAAAGAGCGGGCCAACAGUGUCAUGAGCGUCAUUACCAACACACUAGUGGAGGAACUGGAGGAGUCUCAGCGCAAGUGUCCGCCAUGCUGGUAUAAGUUUUCUAACACAUUCCUGAUCUGGGAGUGCUCCCCCCAAUGGAUUAAGAUCAAGGAGAUUGUGAACCUGAUAGUCAUGGACCCCUUCGUGGAUUUAGCCAUCACCAUCUGCAUCGUCCUGAACACCCUCUUCAUGGCCAUGGAGCACUACCCCAUGACCCCCGACUUUGAGCACAUGCUGUCUGUGGGCAAUCUGGUUUUCACGGGGAUCUUUGCAGGGGAGAUGCUUUUCAAGCUGGUUGCUAUGGAUCCAUAUUACUACUUCCAGGAAGCUUGGAACUGUUUUGACGGAUUCAUUGUGACGCUGAGUUUAGUGGAGCUGGCUCUGGCUGAUGUCGAAGGCCUGUCUGUGCUGCGGUCAUUCCGAUUGCUGAGAGUGUUUAAGCUGGCCAAGUCAUGGCCAACCCUCAACAUGCUGAUCAAGAUCAUUGGUAACUCGGUGGGAGCCCUGGGGAACUUAACUCUGGUGCUGGCCAUUAUCGUCUUCAUCUUUGCUGUGGUGGGCAUGCAGCUGUUUGGGAAGAGCUACAAAGACUGUGUGUGCAAGAUAGCCAAGGAAUGUGAGCUGCCCCGCUGGCACAUGAACGACUUCUUCCACUCCUUCCUGAUCGUCUUCCGGGUGCUUUGCGGCGAGUGGAUCGAGACCAUGUGGGACUGCAUGGAAGUGGCGGGCCAGGGCAUGUGCCUCAUCGUCUUCAUGAUGGUCAUGGUCAUCGGCAACCUGGUGGUGUUGAACUUGUUCCUUGCCUUGUUGCUGAGCUCAUUCAGCGCCGACAACUUGGCUGCGACAGAUGAUGACGGCGAGCCCAACAACCUGCAGAUUUCAGUCAAGCGCAUAAAGGUAGGGAUCGCAUGGAUAAAAGUGAAGGUGCGGCUACUGAUGGCCGCCCUGCUAAAGAAGCCACCGAUGGAGGACGAGCAGAAGCCUUUGGACGACAUGUAUGACAAGAAGCUGAACUGCAUCGCUAAUCACACUGGGGUGGACAUCAACCGCGACCUGGACUACGCCAAGAACGGCAACGGCACCACUAGCGGCAUAGGCAGCAGCGUGGGGAAGUACAUGAUCGACGAGGACCACAUGUCUUUCAUCCACAACCCGAAUCUGACCGUCUGCGUGCCCAUAGCUGUGGGAGAGUCCGACUUUGAGAACCUCAACACGGAGGACUUCAGUAGCGAGUCGGAAUGUGAGAACAGCAAAGAGCUGGAUGAAACCAGCUCGUCAGAGGGCAGCACCAUCGACAUCAAGCCAGAUGUGGUGGAGGAGGUGAUAGUGGAGGCGGUGGAGGAAUACUUGGAACCAGAGGCCUGCUGGACAGAGGGUUGCAUCGCAAAGUAUAAGUGCUGUGAUGUUCCGAUCAAUGAGGGCUGGGGGAAGCCCUGGUGGUUCCUGAGAAAAACCUGCUUCCUGAUUGUGGAACACAACUGGUUUGAAAGCCUCAUCAUCUUCAUGAUCCUCCUCAGCAGUGGCGCCCUGGCCUUUGAGGACGUGUACAUCGAGCAGAGGAAAACCAUUCGGAUCAUCCUGGAGUACGCCGACAGGGUUUUCACCUACAUCUUCAUCCUGGAGAUGUUGCUGAAGUGGGUUGCCUACGGUUUUGUCAAGUACUUCACCAACGCCUGGUGCUGGCUGGACUUCUUCAUUGUGGAUGUGGUAGUCAACGCCUUGGUGGGUGCCAUCCCUUCCAUUAUGAAUGUGUUGCUGGUUUGCCUCAUCUUUUGGCUGAUUUUCAGUAUCAUGGGGGUCAACCUGUUUGCGGGCAAGUACUACUACUGUUUCAAUCAGACGUCCGAGGAAUACUUCUCAGUUGACGUGGUCAACAACAAGACCCAGUGUGAGGCCCUCAUGCACCAAAACUUUACUGAGGUCAGGUGGAAGAACGUCAAGAUCAACUUUGACAAUGUGGGCGCCGGCUACCUCGCCCUGCUGCAAGUGGCCACGUUCAAAGGCUGGAUGGACAUUAUGUACGCGGCUGUGGAUUCCAGAGAGGUGGAAGACCAACCAGACUACGAAGUCAACAUCUACAUGUACAUCUACUUUGUGGUUUUCAUCAUAUUUGGCUCCUUCUUCACCCUCAACCUCUUUAUUGGUGUGAUCAUUGAUAACUUCAACCAGCAAAAGAAAAAGUUUGGAGGUCAGGACAUCUUCAUGACAGAGGAACAGAAGAAGUACUACAACGCCAUGAAAAAACUGGGGUCCAAAAAGCCGCAAAAGCCUAUUCCUCGACCACAGAACAUGAUCCAGGGAAUGGUGUUUGACUUCGUGCAGCAGCAGGUUUUCGACAUCUCCAUCAUGAUACUGAUCUGCCUCAACAUGGUCACCAUGAUGGUGGAAACAGACGAUCAGUCGGACGACACGGAGAACGUCCUCUACUGGGUCAACUUCAUCUUCAUUGUAGUCUUCACCACAGAGUUCCUGCUUAAGCUCUUUGCCCUUCGCCACUAUUACUUCACCAACGGCUGGAAUAUUUUCGACGUGGUGGUGGUCAUCCUGUCUAUUGUUGGUAUGUUCUUGGCAGAUAUCAUUGAGAAGUACUUUGUGUCACCAACCCUGUUCAGGGUGAUCCGGCUGGCUCGUAUCGGUCGGAUCCUCCGUCUGAUUAAAGGAGCGAAGGGCAUCCGGACAUUGCUCUUUGCUUUGAUGAUGUCACUGCCAGCCCUGUUCAACAUUGGCUUACUGCUCUUCCUGGUCAUGUUCAUCUUCUCCAUCUUCGGCAUGUCUAACUUUGGCUACGUGAAGCACGGAGCGGGCAUUGACGACCUGUACAACUUUGAAACCUUUGGUAACAGCAUGAUUAUUCUGUUCAUGAUCACUACGUCGGCUGGAUGGGACGGCUUGCUGCUGCCGAUCCUCAACUACCCACCAGACUGCGACCCCCGCUACGAGAACCCCGGGACAUCUGUGAAGGGGGACUGUGGUAAUCCCUCGGUGGGAAUCUUCUUUUUUGUCAUGUACAUCAUCAUUUCUUUCCUGAUUGUGGUCAACAUGUACAUUGCCAUCAUCUUGGAGAACUUCAGUGUGGCUACAGAGGAAAGUGCUGAUCCACUCAGUGAGGACGACUUUGAGACCUUCUACGAGAUCUGGGAGAAGUUUGACCCCACUGCCUCUCAGUUCAUCACUUUCGCCAAGCUGUCUGACUUUGCAGACGCAUUGGAGCAUCCGCUCCGCGUUCCAAAGCCCAACACUAUAGAACUAAUUGCCAUGGACAUGCCCAUGGUGAGUGGCGACCGCAUUCACUGCCUGGACAUCCUGUUUGCCUUCACAAAGCGUGUGCUGGGUGACAGUGGUGAGUUGGACAUGCUGAGGGAGCAGAUGGAACAGCGUUUUGUGCAAGCCAACCCCUCCAAGGUUUCGUAUGAACCCAUCACCACCACACUGCGCCGCAAACAGGAAGAUGUCUCUGCCAGAACUAUCCAGAAUGCCUACCGCUGUCACCUCAUCAGGCGUGGCAUCAUCUUCAAGCGCCGCACUUUUACUAACAAUAAGCUUGAAAAUGGUGGGACCAACCAGGAGAAGAAAGAGAGCACGCCAUCCACAGCCUCUCUUCCCUCUUACGACAGCGUGACCAAACCUGACAAGGAGAAGCAGGAUGAGAACAAAGAGGAGUGGGCCAGGAAAGAGAAGGACAAAAACCAAAAAGACGAGUGGGAAUCCAAGUGUUAGGGUUCAGUGACUCUUAAAAUCCAAUAAAACACAGCGAGAUGAGACUCUGAGCCCAAACCCAACAAAUGUAGAAAAAGUGAUCAUUUGCAAUUAAGAAAAAACAAAACAACAAAACCGUAAAAAAAAAUGUUUACAGACUCAAACACUACUGAGACAAUGGGGUUUCUUAUGUCGUCAAAGACAGAUGAACCAAACAAAAUCAGUUUACCGUGGAACUUUAGCUGUGUAGUGACCAAGUUCAUAAAAACGAGGGACAAAAACCCAAAAAUGAAAAACUGACUGAGAAAGUGUGCUGGCCAAUGACACAGAUUUCUUUGUGGACCAACUGCCAAGACACAGAAAUCUCUGCUAUGAUUGGAGAAUUGCAAAAUCCCUGCCACCACCAUGUGUGGAAAUCCCAGCUCUUUACUGCUAUGGGACUGGAUCCAACAGAUCCCACUAGAACUGUGCUAGCAGUCUACAGAAGGGUUUACCAUCUUUAUCAAAGGAGAGGACAAUAAUCAACCGAGCAAGUUUAGCUAGGAAGGAAACACUUGCGAGGGAGGGGGGAAACCCAGAACUGCACUCAAGAUUUUUUGUUUGUUUGUUUGUGCUGAGUAUACUUGCAUCUUUACAUUAUUUGAGCAGCAAAAAAAGAGAUAACAUUUAGCCCAUGUCACUAGUCUUUUCAUCUCUUCUUUGUUAUACUGACACUGAAAAAAACAUUCUUUUACAUGGGCUUUCACACUGACCGGGUAGGGGUCUUUAGUCAUUGUUUUGACUUGGGCUGAAGGAGACUUGUUCAGACCGAGUUCCAGAUAAAUAAUGAUUAUUGUGGUUGUGCGAUGCAUAGAAGUGACUUGCAUGAAGGCAUGUUUUGAUCAGGAAUCAUGCAUGAGUAAUCAUAGUCCACAAGACACUAAUUCUCAGACCGCUGCUGUGGCGUGACUAUACGUUUGAGGCUAUUCACUGGGAAAACUGUAAGAACUAUAAAUGGAAACAGGAAGAUAAUGAGGAUGAUGAUAUAUAGAGAAUACUUGGGGGAAUGAUAUUCCUAUGAUCCCGUCCUUCACUAGUUCUGUUUUUCAACUGACUUAGUCUUUUAUAAUUCAGCCCUUCAUGAAAAUUUCAGGUGAAUGACGAGACGUAAGUACUCAGAGGCAACGUUGCAAUCGGAUAAACCAACAACACAAGAUAGAAACGUUUUUUUGCUGCUCUGAAUGUGAAUAGUUUAGAAAGCGUGUGGAGUGUAUGAGUGUUAGGAGGCAGAGUAUCUUCAUAUGGAAUAUAUAUGCACAGAUUUAGAGGUCCUGAACCAAAUCAGGGGCUUAGAUCUUUUCUUAUUUUUCUACAUCCAUCCUAUACAGUCACUCUCCUUACUUUCCUCUGGUCCCUGUCGCGGCAAUGAGAGCUGGAGAUGUGUCACGCCAAGGAAUCUGUAUCUGGCACCAGUAAAGUCCGGUGUGCUCAAUAGAUCUUAUCUACUGCUGUAGUUCCUGGUGAAGGGACAGAAAUUAUUAACCUAAUACAUUUUUUUCAUUGUUUUGAUAUUUAUUUAGUUUUGAGCUAGUGGAAGAACAGAAAACCACAUCAAGAUACAUUAGGCUGUAUUUUAGCAGAUUCAUUUUCCUUACAAUUCCUCUUUUCUACUCUAUAAGAUCCACAUCAGAAUUUCCCAGUAAGUGACGUCUUUUAAGGUAGUGCAUUUCGGACAAUUUGAGUUGCCAGCUUUAGAGUAAAAAAGCCUUGAAGUCCUUCUCUGAUGUCCUUGUGGUACAAUCAUUCUCAGAAAAGGCUUUUGAUCAGUGAGAGUGACACUGACCAUCUGAAACAGCUAAGAAUUAUCACAAGGACAUGCCUCGUCGUGCCUAGCAUGUAUGCAAGGUGGAUCGCCAUGAAGGGCUUGUGGUUUUGUCCGCAGAAUCGAGUGGUUUUUGUCUGAUGUAACAGGGAGGUGAGCAGAUGAGAAAUAACACAGUAUGAACGUGGACUGAUAAAGAGGCGGAGCCCCUCCCUUCAGGGUUUUAGACUGACUGCCAUGAGAACAAGAAAGAAGCGCAAGAGCGGAAGAAGAAGAGAUUAGUGCUUUGGUCUGAGUCGGAGUGCUGAAAGUCCCAUGUUUGUCAGUGUAUCAUUGUGCUUUUGUGGGACCUCUUAAACACUGUGUGGUGUUGGACCCAGGCUCGCACCAUCUUUUCACGUACGUGCAGGCUUUUCAAAACACUAUCACCCGCUUCAAAAAAGAAUUAGCCAGAGAUAGAGGUAGAAACCCUAGCACUCGCCGAGAUUAAACAUCAGCAGGCCUCACAUCGACACAGCUAUGUUGUAUAAUAAGCUUUGUGGGUGUUUUUCAUUAAAAAAACAAAACAAAAAAUUGAGGCUUUGUCAAGAGGUUGACAAGACACAACUGCCUCCAAUGCGUGUUCCUGCCAUUUCUUUUUUACACAGGAGUGAUGGUCCUAUUUACAAAUGGAUGACCGGACAAAAAUCUGGCAUCCGUCGACGCACCACUGAUGCUAUUUGGUGUGUUUAACACUGCCUGUACCAGAACCCCCUGUCUGUAACAAUAACUGUGGUCUGUUUACAAUAUGAGGUCUCCGAGUCAGUUUGGCUGCUGCACACUGAAACCAAAUACAUUCCCAAUGAGAACCACAUGAGGUGUGAGUAAUACCAUCCAAUUUACCCAUGUUCAUCUUGGAUGUAAUGUUUUAGAAUGAUACAUUCACACUUGAAAAAAAAAGA
This is a messenger RNA of Pleuronectes platessa (European plaice), 8830 nucleotides long. RefSeq names its product sodium channel, voltage gated, type VIII, alpha subunit a (gene scn8aa). Gene Ontology annotation, cellular component: axon; plasma membrane; voltage-gated sodium channel complex. Gene Ontology annotation, biological process: sodium ion transmembrane transport; membrane depolarization during action potential; neuronal action potential. Gene Ontology annotation, molecular function: voltage-gated sodium channel activity. The record is from RefSeq and is a predicted model, not a curated record. Lineage: Eukaryota; Metazoa; Chordata; Actinopteri; Pleuronectiformes; Pleuronectidae.